Nerophis lumbriciformis (worm pipefish) is the source of this 1893-nucleotide messenger RNA. Its product is annotated as ninjurin-2-like. The record is from RefSeq and is a predicted model, not a curated record. Gene Ontology annotation, cellular component: membrane. Lineage: Eukaryota; Metazoa; Chordata; Actinopteri; Syngnathiformes; Syngnathidae. Gene Ontology annotation, biological process: tissue regeneration; cell adhesion.
UCUAGCUUGCUGCUUAGCAUCCAAAGCAAUUUUCUGUCACAAGGCUCAUCAGGCUACACUGCAGUGUGCGUUCAAUAGUGUGCCCAAAACAGGUUUCAUUAUGCAAGGUCUAGGGAAGGUAGAGCGCGGCGACCAAGGCCGAGACAUCGACCUGACAUCAAUGAGAUCAACCAUGCCGGCCGGCGGUCCUCUACAGGGUGUUUCCAGCUCUGGCCUGAACAUGAACCUGUACGCCACCAAGAAAACGGCAGCUGAGGGCAUGCUCGACAUUGCCUUAUUCCUGGCGAACAUCACACACAUGAAGACUGUCAUCGAACAAGGGGCAGGAUACAGGUACUACGCUGCAGUCCUGACUCUCAUCUCCUUCUCGCUGGCUCUCCAAAUAGUUGCAGGGAUUCUUAUCAUCAUCAUAGGACGCCGGGACGUGAACAAUCCCACCCUUCAGAAGCGCAUGGACUAUUUGAACAAUGUAACCACCAUCAUGGUCUUCAUCACCACCGCCCUCAACUUAUUCAUCAGCACCUUCGGGAUGCAGCGCACCGGACACUUCCCCUGGCUCAUGAUGCGCAUUCACUGACAAAAACAGGACUUGAAGCAGUUUUAGGGCCUUUGUAUUCAACCAGGGUCAUUUGUGUCCCCAGGAAAUAAAAUGUAGAAAUGCAUGCUAAAAAUGAACUGUAACAUAUUGAGUUUUAUUAAGCAAAGUGUCCUGCACAUUCAUCUGACUGCAUAUUUAAAAAAAAAUGUUUUUAAAGAUUAACUUUAACUACCUUGAACAUAGUAGAAUUCCACUUAUAAAGCCCCCGCCCCCAAAAAAACAUUCAAAAACAGCUAACAAUGCUCAAUUUACACGGUAAAAAUCCAUACGUGUAAGCUUCAUCAUGAAACUUGGUCAGAUCUUUGUAAGUAGAUAAUGCACAUAAAGACAUUUAGUUUGUUUUGUAUUGAAAUUGCUAACUUUGUGAUGUUUUUGUAUUUGUUGUCCUGUUGAUUUUAGACUGAGUAACUCUCUGCCGAUCAAAGCUCGUUUUAUACAUCCAUCCAUCCAUCCAUUUUCCACCGCUUAUUCCCUUUUGGGGUCGCGAGGGGCGCUGGAGCCUAUCUCAGCUACAUGUCACGUUAAAUUUGAUGAGAAAAGGGUGAUACCGCUACACCUUAGGUUUAAUUGGGUUGAGCCAGUUUCACUGCAUGCAAUGUUUGCUGUGGAUAUUGUUUAACUUCUAUUUGCGUAAACAUCUGUAGUUUAUUGUGUGAAUGUAUUAACACUAAACAUUCUAUUUUAUUUAUGUAAAAUACACAAUGGACAUUUUUUAUCUAAAUCAGUGGUUCUCAAAUGGGGGUACCCGUACCCCUGGGGGUACUUGAAGGUAUGCCAAGGGGUACGUGAGAUUUUUUUUUUAUAUUUUAAAAAUAGCAACAAUUCAAAAAUCCUUUAUAAAUGUAAAUAAAAACCUAUCUUUUUUUCCAAAUAGUUCAAGAAAGACCACUACAAAUGAGCAAUAUUUUGCACUAUUAUACAAUUUAAUAAAUCAGAAACUGAUGACAUAGUGCUGUAUUUUACUUCUUUAUCUCUUUUUUUUCAACCAAAAAUGCUUUGCUCUGAUUAGGGGGUACUUGAAUUUAAAAAAAAUUCACAGGGGGUACAUCACUGAAAAAAGGUUGAGAACCACUGAUCUAAAUUACACAAUGGAUGUUAUACUUUUGUAAUGUUUAUUCUAUGUUUAUAUGUUCAGUCUUACAAACCUAAAUGAAGGAAGAAGUGUAAAGAAAAAAAAAAUGAGGAAGAAAAAUUCUAAAUAAUGAACAUCAAUCCUCAACGUCUGUUUCUGCAUGCUGUUAACUAUCUGUCGAGUUGCACACGCUGAAAACGUGUAGCGAGGGCAGAAUAAUGAA